Gossypium raimondii (Peruvian cotton) is the source of this 405-nucleotide messenger RNA. RefSeq lists its product as uncharacterized. The record is from RefSeq and is a predicted model, not a curated record. Lineage: Eukaryota; Viridiplantae; Streptophyta; Magnoliopsida; Malvales; Malvaceae. Bases 1 to 405 code for a protein of 134 amino acids. The transcript has 2 exons.
AUGGCCUUUAGUACUACGUUUCAUCCCCAGACAGAUGAUCAAUCGGAAAGAGUGAUUCAAGUACUAGAGGAUAUGUUGAGGUGUUCUGUAUUGGAUUUCUUAGGACCGGUUGCAUAUCAACUUGAGUUGCUUUCAGAAUUAGAUCGGAUUCAUGAUGUGUUCCACGUCUCAAUACUAAGGCGUUAUCACUUUGAUCCCACACACAUUGUACCAGUCGAGGAGAUUAAGGUUAGGCCAGAUCUGUCGUUCAUGGAGGAGCCAGUGCAGGUACUAGAUCAUGAGGUUAAAGUACUGAGGAAGAAGUCUAUUCCUCUAGUCAAAGUGCUUUGGCGUAAUCAUAGUUCAAAAGAGGCCACAUGGGAACCCGAAGAGGCGAUGAAACAACAAUACCCUCAUGUUUUCUGA